This is a messenger RNA of Haliotis rufescens (red abalone), 1344 nucleotides long. RefSeq names its product DNA-directed RNA polymerase II subunit RPB9-like. The transcript has 5 exons. Gene Ontology annotation, molecular function: nucleic acid binding; DNA-directed RNA polymerase activity; zinc ion binding. Gene Ontology annotation, cellular component: RNA polymerase II, core complex. The record is from RefSeq and is a predicted model, not a curated record. Lineage: Eukaryota; Metazoa; Mollusca; Gastropoda; Lepetellida; Haliotidae. Gene Ontology annotation, biological process: transcription initiation at RNA polymerase II promoter; DNA-templated transcription; transcription-coupled nucleotide-excision repair. The coding region runs from base 126 to 512 and encodes 128 amino acids.
GACUCGCUGAACAUAGUGUAUUCUUUCCACGGCUCUGCAGAAAGCUUACGGGACUUUUCGCGUGUGUUUUGCUUCUUUUGCUUUGCAAUCAUUUCUGAUCGUUAUUGCGCAGAUCAGAAUCAGCGAUGGACCCGUUGUUCGAAGCACACGAUGCAGGCCCUGGUUUUGUUGGCAUUAAAUUUUGUAAAGAAUGCAACAACAUGCUGUAUCCAAAAGAAGACAAAGACAACAGAGUUCUUCUGUAUGCAUGUCGGAACUGUGACUACCAGCAGGAAGCAGAUAAUCGGUGUAUCUACGUGAACAAGAUCAUGCACGAAGUCGAUGAAUUGACACAAAUUGUUGGAGACGUCAUAGCAGAUCCGACCCUCCCUCGCACAGAAGACCAUCCAUGUCCAAAGUGUGGCCACAAAGAGUCUGUGUUUUUCCAGUCGCACAGUACAAAAGCUGAGGAAGGUAUGCGACUAUACUACGUAUGUACCAACUCAAACUGUGUUCAUCGCUGGACUGAAUAGUUGCUACAAGAACAUUGCCAUCCGAUCACAUUGUAUUGUCAUGUCAUCUCAUGAGAUCAUCCCCUUAUAUCACUGACAUGUAGUUACCUCACAAGUGUUCUCAUUAACCAUGUAUUGAAGACAUUUCAACCUAACACUAACAUACAUCUACUGAAGACCCCGGAGAUGUUUCCAUCAUACCUCGAUCUCCAUGUACCAGUUAAUGGUGUAGGAAUGUGUUAUAUUCGUUGUAUAGAAGGAAUGCCAAUUUUAUGUGAAUAAGACAGAGGAUAUAUGGAUCAGUGAAUUAUUAAGUGAGCUGUACACCCCAAAUCCUUGAAAUACUUUUUGGCUUUGUCAUCCAUGGGUACAGCAAAAACCUCGAUUUGUUCUUCAUGUAUGAGACAGGUGAUCAGUCAGGAAACCUGGCAACCAAUGAACUGUUGCAAACAGUAUGGUGGAGUCACCUACAGAUAUCAUUCCAAGGGAACUUCGAAAUCAGACUGUUAUACACGCAAAGAAUGUUAUUCACAUGAAGAAUAAUGAUACGUCUUUCGUACAUUGGAGUCGAGUGUACAAACAUAACUGUGGAAGUUAUGUAACUACAUUCCACUCCCAUCCAGCUAAUUUUAACCCAGUUGCCCAUGCCUCAAGUACAGUAACUGUCUUUGUCCAUCACUUUAAGUCAGCAGAGUUUUAUUGGUCCAAGAUUGACACUAUUCAUUGCUUUGUAUUCAUGAAUAUUGAAUAACUAUCAGUAAUGUUGAAACGUUUUAGGAUUUCUGAUAUUUUGUUUCAUGAAUGGAUUUAUCAUUACAAGUCGUAUGUAUGUUUAAUAAAAUAUUGAAUGGUU